UCUUUUUUUUUUUUUUUUUUUAAUUUCUAAAGUAGGUUUUAAAAGAUUAAACAUUUUUCAAAAACAGCUCUCAAAAAUGACAAGCCUGUUCCGGCGGAGCAGCAGCAAUGGCAGCUCAAGGAACAGCUCUUCCGCCCAGGAACUCAACAACAGCCGGCCCCCCAGGCAGGUGCGACGGCUGGAGUUCAACCAGGCCAUGGAGGAUUUCAAGACUAUGUUCCCCAAUAUGGAUUAUGACAUUAUUGAAUGUGUUUUGAGGGCUAACAAUGGAGCUGUGGACGCCACCAUUGACCAGCUCUUACAGAUGAAUUUAGACGGCAGCGGUUAUGAUGACAGCUCGGACUCAGAUGACAGUAUUCCCCCAGAGAUUUUGGAGCGGACGCUGGAACCAGACAGUUCGGAUGAAGAGCCUCCUCCUGUCUACUCGCCCCCUGCCUAUGAUAUGCAUGUCUUUGACCGGCAGUAUCCACAAGCUCCACCGAGCCCCCCUCCCAGGAUUGAUGUACCCAAUUCGAGUGGCCCUCAGGUGCACAGACGGUACAGGAACUGGAAUCCACCAUUACUAGGCAACCUUCCUGAUGAUUUCCUUCGCAUCCUACCCCAGCAGAUGGACAGUGUGCAGAGUUCACAAAGUUGCCAUCAGACUGUGCCGGGCGAGGGCAGCCAGAGAUCCCAGGGCACGUUGGACCAAGAGAGGAAGUGGAAACAGUACCUGGAAGAUGAGCGAAUUGCGCUCUUCUUACAGAACGAAGAGUUCAUGAAGGAGCUCCAGAGGAACCGGGAUUUUCUCCUGGCCCUUGAGAGAGAUCGACUGAAGUAUGAGUCAAAAAAAUCCAAGUCGACCAGUGUUGCCGUCAGUAACGAUUUCAGCUUUUCUUCUAUACAACCAGGUGACAUAGCCCCUGUAACCAGCGAGGCCAGCAGUGCUGUGUCUGAAGAUGCCUUAUUCAGGGACAAAUUGAAACACAUGGGAAAAUCUACACGCAAGAAGCUGUUUGAACUUGCCAGGGCUUUCUCAGAGAAGACCAAGAUGAAGAAGUCAAAAAGAAAACACUUACUGAAGCAUCAGGUGAUGGGGACAGCAGCUUCCACAGCUAAUCUUCUCGAUGACGUUGAAGGACACUCGUGCGAUGAGGAUUUCCAAGCAAGAAGGCAGCAGCUACACGAGGAAGAGGAGAGGCCGAAAGAAGGACAAUAAAUGAUCCCAGAUCCACUGCCUGAACUGGGCUUUAUUUGUUAAAGUCUUAAGAAGAAGAUGGCUGCAAAGAAAAAACAAUUUCCUUGGCUCCCCCCACUAUCAUCCUCUUCUAAAGUACAAGUAUUAAAGUGAGGCACAAUUUUUUCUUCCCAGCGGGUUUGAAAACACCUCUUUCCUAUCCAGCAAAUCCAGCCAAAAAUCAGCAGCUGAUCUGAAUUUUUCUCAGUCACUGCAGUGAAGAUAACGGAUUUCAAGCUUGUGGGAAUAAUGACCUAUCCCCCACCCUCUUUGAUAUAAACAUGGUUUGGAUAUGAAUUAAAAACA
Molecule: messenger RNA, 1522 nt
Organism: Terrapene triunguis (Three-toed box turtle)
Lineage: Eukaryota; Metazoa; Chordata; Testudines; Emydidae
Gene: CUEDC1
Product: CUE domain containing 1
Exons: 10
Coding region: 77-1198 (373 amino acids)
Molecular function (GO): ubiquitin binding
Source: RefSeq, a predicted model, not a curated record